This is a messenger RNA of Dujonia railenensis, 726 nucleotides long. NCBI's taxonomy places the organism in Eukaryota, Fungi, Ascomycota, Pichiomycetes, Serinales, Debaryomycetaceae. The record is from the annotation of a GenBank genome assembly.
AUGGCAAUAGGUGUUGCUGAAAACGUAUUAGCUACAGCUGGUACUAUAUGUUGGUGUAUUCAGCUAAUUCCUCAAAUCAUUAGAAACUAUAGAGUUAAAGACUGUGAAGGAUUCACUCCACUAAUGAUGUUCUUGUGGGCAGCAAGUGGAAUUCCAUUUUCGAUUUACUUUUUUGGUACUGAUGGAUCCAUUCCAUUGAGAAUUCAACCACAGUUAUUUACAUUUCUCUGUACAGUAGCAUGGAUCCAGUCACUAUAUUAUCCACCCGUUAAAAUGCCGUUGAAGAAAAUCGCUGUAUAUGGUGCUUCGUUUGCAAUCAUUGGUGCAGCGCUAGAGGCAGGUUUUAUUGUUUGGUUACGUCCUGUGUAUCGUCACGGUACUCACUGGCCCAUGUUAAUUUUUGGCAUCAUUGCUUCGAUUUUGUUAGCUGUAGGGCUAGUCCCACCUUACUUUGAAUUGGCUAAGAGAAAAGGCAGGGUUAUUGGGAUUAAUUUCGUAUUUUUGAGUAUGGACUCAAUGGGUGCAUUAUUGUCCAUGCUCAGCAUUUGUGUAGGGACAUUUGAUAUUAUGAGUAUGGUCUUGUACGCAAUUGUCUUAGCCAUGGAAGUAGGCAUCUUUUUGUCUCACAUCAUCUGGUACUUCAGAUUCGGUAGACAUGAAAAGAAGCUUGAAAAGGAGCUUGAAAAUGGUUUGGAGAAACCUAAAGUUGAUGAAAGUAUCGCGUAG